AUGGCGAAACCAACAAAGUCAGAACUAGUUCUUCAACAUACGAUAGUUAAUGCGGGGAGUCCAACUUCCCCUUCAGCAUCAAAUUCUAUUUCUUCGCUUUAUGUUGGGGAUUUGGAGGAGAACGUUGAUGAAGGUCAAUUGUUUGAUCUCUUCAAUGAGGUGACGCGAGUUCAUUCCGUAAGGAUUUCUCGAAAUGAAGAGAACGGGGUUUCGUUUGGUUAUGGCUAUGUGAAUUUCACUACCUCACAAGAUGAGACAACAACUGAGGAAGACCUUGUACAAGUUUUUGGGAAAUUUGGUUUCAUUACAAGUGUUGUAAUCAUGAGAGACAUGUAUGGGAAGUCUAAAUGUUUUGGAUUUGUGAACUUUCAAGAUCCAAAAGCUGCAACUGAUGCUAUUGAGGGGUUGAAUAACGCUGCAUGGAAUCGGUUGGAUCGAAAAUUUCAAUAUGAACAAAUGAAAGAGGCUAAUUUGUAUAUAAAAAAUCUUGAUGAAACCAUCAGAGAUGAUGAAAAAUUGAAAGCUUUAUUCUCGCCCUUUGGAACUAUAACAUCUUGCAAGAUCAUGUUUGAUUCGCGAGGAGUGAGCAAGGGUUUUGGAUUUGUCGCUUUUUCUACCCGAGAGGAAGCUAAGAAGGCUAUGAUUGAGAUGAACAGGAAGAUGGUAGGAAGAAAAGCAUUAUAUGUUUCCGUAGCGGAACGCAAAAAACAAAGAGCGGCUCGAUUACAGGCGCAAUUUUCUCAGGCCCGAGCAUCUGGUUCAGUGACUGAUUUGAGUACAGAUAAAACUAGGGUCCUCUGGGGUGCACCAGGAUUGCAAAGUCCUGGUUAUGACUUGACAAACGAGCCAAUAAUGGUUGGAUAUGGCCCUUCUAAUUUCAUGGCUCCUGUAAUUAGAACCGGAAGUACUCAUGCUAUGCUUGGGCAGGUGAUGUCUGAUAGUACUCCUAACCAAGACUUGGUAAAUGUGUUCAGUGGGAGAAAUCUCAUGGAUCAAGUUGUCAUGGGCAAUAACAUGGUUCAGUUGCCUUUCGAUGUCACAACAGAAGUAACAUCGUCCUCUGAUGUUCAUCUUUCUGGACCAAUUGAUACUAGAAAACUUGCUUCUGUUUUGGCUUCUGCUAGUCGAGAAAACCAACAUCGGAUCCUUAGGGCAUACUUGUAUCCUUUGGUGGAGCAAAUUGAGCACAAGAAUGCUACAAGUGUAACGGAUAUGUUGCUUGAGAUGGACAAUUAUGAAGUGCUUCAUUUGAUCGAAUCUCCAAAUGAGUUAAAGAAGAAAGUUGGUGAGGCCAUGGCCCUGCUCAUUUCUGCACCUUCAUGUGUUGCAAACGAUGAGGAUCACUUUGGCUCGUUAUCCUUGAAUUGA
This is a messenger RNA of Lactuca saligna, 1368 nucleotides long. Lineage: Eukaryota; Viridiplantae; Streptophyta; Magnoliopsida; Asterales; Asteraceae. The record is from the annotation of a GenBank genome assembly.